UCACUUCACCACAACACAACCAAAUGCCAAAACCCCCCUAAUUCCUCACUCACCCCCCCACUCUUUAAUUUAAAAAACCCUAGAAAUUAAUUAUUUAAUAUUUAAUAAAUUCAAAACAAACGAAAAUGGUUGAUAAAGGCAAAGGAAUCGCCGAUGAUUCUUCAUCGGCGAAACGGAAACGUAACGGCGAUGAUAAAUCCGGUAACCGGAAUAAAAAAAGCCCAGGUGUUCUUCAGUUUUUCGAAGACUCCGCUUUCGAAAUCAACGAUAGCAGCGAAGAUGAAGAUUUCAUCGACGACGAUAUAAGCAUGUACUUUGAAGAUGUCAUUGGCCCAGAUCCCGGUGUCAAGGCUGAACCAAAGACUCCUAACAUUCCCUUUUUCCCUAAAGAAGAGGAAAUGGAUGAAGAGGAGAUGGAUAAAAUGAUGGAAGAACGUUACAAACCAGGUGCUGGUUUUGUUAAAUACGCAGAAGACCGUUCUAGAGCUGCAAAGAAGGAUGACUGGACCACGUCUAUGGCAUUUGAAAAUGAUCCAACAAUCUGGAAAGUCAAAUGCAUGGUUGGACGUGAGAGGCAUUCAGCUUUCUGUCUGAUGCAGAAGUAUGUUGACUUGAAAGCUCUCGGGACUAAGCUGCAAAUAAUUUCUGCGUUUGCUGUUGAGCACAUGAAGGGUUUUGUUUUUAUUGAAGCUGAAAGGCAAUGUGAUAUUAAUGAGGCAUGCAAAGGUCUCUGUAAUAUAUACCCAGCUCGAGCGGCUCCAGUACCAGUGUCUGAUGUUCAACAUUUAUUUGCUGUUCGAAGCAAGUCCAGUGGGAUAUAUGUGGACACUUGGGCUCGUGUGAAAAAUGGGAAAUACAAGGGUGACCUAGCACAGGUUGUGAGUGUGAAUGAAACUAAACGGAAAGCUACUGUUAAGCUUGUACCAAGAAUUGAUCUACAAGCUGUUUCUGAAAAAUUUGGUGGAGGAGUUACAGGCAAGAAAUCUACUAUUCCAGCUCCUAGAUUGAUCACCUCUAGUGAACUUGAGGCAUAUCGGCCACUAGUCAGGGAGAGGCGUGACCGUGAUACAGGUGAAUUGUAUGAGGUGUUUGAUGGAAUGUGUUUAAAGGAUGGUUACCUUUUCAAGAAAGUGCCCUUAGACUCGUUGAGUUUCUGGGAUGUUAGACCUACUGAAGCCGAGCUAAUAAAGUUUUCCCAUGCCAAUAAAGAAGAAUCCAAUGAUGUUGAGUGGCUUACUGGACUUUUUGGUGAACGUAAGAAGAAAAAACCAUCAAUAAGUAAUAAUAAGGGUGGAAAAGGAGAAGGCUCGUCGAGCACUGAUCUGGAGAGUAGUUUUGAAGUUCAUGAUCUUGUGUUUCAUGGGCGCAAGGGUUUUGGCGUUGUAAUUGGCAGAGAGAAAGAUGACCGCAUCAAGGUUUUGGAAGAAGGUUCAGAUCGACAUAUGGUAGUGGCUGUUGAAGCACGCUUGCUGAAGAAGGCAGAGUUUGAUAAGAAAUUUACAGCCUUCGAUCAGCAUAAGAAAAUUAUAUCAAUGAAUGAUUAUGUGAGGAUCUUGGAAGGUCCACUAGAGGAUAAAAAAGGAAUCGUUAAGCAAAUCUACAAAGGGGUUGUCUUUUUGCACGAUGAAAAUGAAUCAGAAAAUUGUGGUUACUUUUGUGCUAAAGCACAAAUUUGUGAAAAGAUGGAGUCAUCUGCAGAUCUAUGCAAAGGAAAGGGUGGUAAAUCAGAUGCCUCUGGUUUUGAUGACUUCCCAUCAUCACCCAAGUCUCCUUUAUCACCUCAGAAACCUUUUGAAGAGAAGGAAGAUAGCCGCAACUUCGACCGGGACGAUAAAGAUGGUUUUUCUGUUGGGCAACCUUGUAGAAUACGUGUGGGCCCUCUUAAGGGGUAUAUAUGCCGUGUCAUGGCGAUCCGAUACUCGGAUAUUACAGUGAAGCUUGAUUCUCAGCACAAGAUUCUUACAGUGAAAGCUGAGCAUCUUGCUGAACUUAAAGGAAAAAGUUCUGGUGUCUCCAUUGGGGGUGGGCAGGAUUCUACAAAGCCAUUUGAACUGCUUGGAGAUGGUAAUGCUGAAGGUUGGAUGGAUGGAGGAGGAGCUCCCGAUUCCGGAGGUUGGAAUACCGGAGGCCAAUCUACUGAAAGGAGUUCUUGGGCACCUUUUUCUGCACCAGGGUCAUCGGUUGCUGCAGAUCCUUCCAACUCUGAUGCCAAUAAAGAAGGUGCCGGAGCUUCUGCAUGGGAGACUAAGACUACUCAAGAUAGUAUACCAUGGGGCGCAUCUACAAGUGAACAGAAGUCAGGUGGUUGGGGAGCAAGCUCAAGUAGUGUCAAAAAUGAUACUUCAGAUAAUGCUGGAUGGGGUAAUGCAUUGUUGAAAGACCCUGUUGAUAGUUCUAAUGAUGCUCCCUCAUGGGGCAAUGCUGGCGGCAGUAACAAGGGUGAAAGCAAGCCAUCUUGGAAUUCAGUUGCUGCACCAGCAACACAAACUGGUGGCUGGGGUGCAGCGAAAAAGGAUGAGGAUUCUGCUGGGGGCUGGGGUGCAUCUGCAAGUCAAUCUGGAGGAUCUUCAUGGGGUAAACAAACUGACCAAGGUCAGUCAGAUGGAUGGGGAACUAAGCAGGCUGCAGAUGGAAUGAUUAAAGAUGACGAGGCUAGUGGUUGGGGCAAAAAACCAUCUGUGAAUGCGGGAGAUUCUGGGAAGUGGGGAAGUGCUGACAAUGAAACUGAUGGUGGAAGUGGCUGGGGCAGUAAUAACAAGGGUGGGGGGUCCUCUUGGAGUAAGCCAGCGGAUGGUGGGGGAUCCUCUUGGAGUAAGCCAGCGGAUGGUGGGGGAUCAUCAUGGGGUAAUCAAGAUGGUGGAUCUUCUUGGAGCAAACAAGAGGGAAGCCGUGGGGGUGGGGUGGAAAUGCUUGUUUUAAGUGUGGUGAGACUGGCCAUAUGUCGCGAGAAUGCCCCCAGGGGGGUGGGGGUGGUGGCGGCAAAGGAAAUUGCUUUAAGUGUGGUGAGAGCGGCCAUAUGUCUAGAGAGUGCCCCAAGGGUGGUAGUGGCAGUGGCGGGAAUGCUUGUUUUAAGUGUGGUGAAACGGGGCAUAUGUCUAGGGAAUGCCCCCAAGGUGGUGGCGGUGGUGGUAGCAGAAGUUGCUACAAGUGUGGUGAGAGUGGCCAUAUGUCCAGGGAGUGCCCUCAAGGUGGUGGUGGGGGUAAUGCUUGUUUUAAGUGUGGUGAGACAGGGCAUAUGUCUCGGGAAUGCCCCCAGGGUGGUGGUAGUGGGGGUGGAGGUGGCAGAAAUUGCUACAAAUGCGGUGAGAGUGGUCAUAUGUCUCGUGAAUGUCCCCAAGGUGGUGAUGGUGGAGGCGGUGGUAGAAAUUGCUAUAAAUGUGGUGAGAGUGGCCACAUGUCACGAGAAUGUCCCCAGGGUGGCGGUGGUAGCGGUGGUGGUGGCAGAAGUUGCUACAAGUGCGGUGAUAGUGGACAUAUGUCUCGGGAAUGUCCUCAGGGUGGCGGUGGCGGUGGCAGAAGUUGCUAUAAGUGCGGUGAGAGUGGGCACAUGUCUAGAGAAUGCCCCCAAGGAGGUGGUGGUGGGGGGAAUUGCUACAAGUGCGGUGAGAGCGGGCACAUGUCUAGAGAAUGCCCCCAAGGAGGUGGUGGUGGUGGGGGGAAUUGCUACAAGUGCGGUGAGAGUGGGCAUAUGUCUCGAGAAUGCCCUCAAGGUGGUGGGGGUGGUGGUGGCAGAAGUUGUUUUAAGUGUGGAGAGAGUGGGCAUAUGUCUCGAGAAUGUCCACAGGGUGGCGGCGGUGGCAGAGGUGGAAGCUAUGGUGGUGGUGGCAGAGGUGGAAGUAAUGGUGGUGGUAGUUGGGGUGCAGGGGGUUGGGGAAGUGAGAAGGCAUCUGAUGCAGGUAAAAAGGAUGAUGGUCAAUCAAGUGGUUGGAGUAGUGGUUGGAGCAGUGGUCUUCAAACAGGGGGAGGAUGGGGUAAUACAAAUGCUUCUGAUACAGCAGGAAAAAAGGAUGACACACAAGGAAGCCAAUGGGGUGGUGGUGCUAAUCAAACUGCAGGUGGUUGGGGAUCUGAUGGAGGUACGAAGGCUGAUGCAAAGGGAAGUAGUUGGGGCAGCGGUGGUGAUCAAUCAGCUGAUAAAAAGGAAGGUUGGGGCGGUAGUGGUGGUCAAACAGGAGGCGAAGGUGGAGGAUGGGGAUCAUCUGGUGCAGCUGAUAAAAAGGACGAUGCUGAAGGAAGUGGCUGGAAGAAGUCAGGAUGGUAAUAAAAAGGCUUAAACUAUGGUUGGUCUGAGCUUUAGGAAUUUACUCUUGUUGCUGGUCUGAUGUUUUGGGACAUCAGGAUUUCUGAUUUUACUUAUGUUUAAACUUUGGUUGACUAGUUUUCUUUUAAUGAAUCCUUUUAACAUGUUUCAUUAGUAUCUAUGUAGCUACGACCUAUCUAUCUCUCCCUUUGGCGUUCAACUAUUGCGUGUGAUUCCUGGGAUGUGGGAUAUCACGAUAAAUUGUGGGCUAAAUACUAUACUAGUUAAAUAUUACUGUAUAACUUUUGUGUUUCUAUAUUACUUAUGUUUUUGAUU
Messenger RNA from Erigeron canadensis, 4576 nucleotides. Its product is annotated as protein RNA-directed DNA methylation 3. Gene Ontology annotation, cellular component: DSIF complex. The transcript is spliced from 20 exons. Gene Ontology annotation, biological process: regulation of DNA-templated transcription elongation; regulation of transcription by RNA polymerase II; transcription elongation by RNA polymerase II. The record is from RefSeq and is a predicted model, not a curated record. Gene Ontology annotation, molecular function: mRNA binding. Bases 126 to 4274 code for a protein of 1382 amino acids. Lineage: Eukaryota; Viridiplantae; Streptophyta; Magnoliopsida; Asterales; Asteraceae.